Molecule: messenger RNA, 1044 nt
Organism: Zophobas morio
Lineage: Eukaryota; Metazoa; Arthropoda; Insecta; Coleoptera; Tenebrionidae
Product: mRNA export factor-like
Exons: 12
Coding region: 1-1026 (341 amino acids)
Molecular function (GO): ubiquitin binding
Source: RefSeq, a predicted model, not a curated record
AUGUUUUUAGCAUCUAAAGGAUACAAUCCUUUUGCUAAUCAAAAUUCUACUCCUUUUCAAGUGCAAGGCUCUUCAAAUUCAAGUCUUCAAUUCCUGUUUUCUCCUGAAGAAGAUACUUCUUCCUUAAGCUUCUGCCCUGGGGGCCCAAAUGCGGAACCCAUAUUAUGUCUAACGGACUGGAGUGGAAAGAUUAACUUUUUGCGCCUUAAAGACCCAAACACUGUGAUUUUUAACUUAAUUUACAACGCACCGAUCUUAUGUCAUGACUGGCUGAACAACGAAAGUAUUGCCACCGGGUCUUGUGAUAACAUAGUUAGUGGUUGGGAUCUUCGGUCACAGAAGCGCUUUUCUUUGGCAUCCCAUUCUCAGCCCGUGAAAGUCGUCAAGUGGAGUGCAGAGUUGGUUGACACGCGCAGUUCCUCUGUUAGUAAGGAAUUGAAUUUAGAGCAAAAGAUUUUUGAUGCUGAUGUUAAAGGCAAUCUCUUAGCUGUGGCCACCUCCAACAGGCAUAUAUACGUGUACGAUUUACGCAACAUGUCUGGCCCUCUCUUGCAACGAUACUCCAUACUGUGCCACCAGUCUACCUGCAUCGCGUGGUCGCCUACCCUUGAGGGUUACGCCGUCGGUGGAAUAGACGGACGAGUUGGCUUUCAGCUUGUAAACGCCCCAAAAGGGUCCGGCUCGGUGCUCAAGGCACACAGAGACGACGGCCGCUUUAAGGUGGGCACCAAUAAGAGUUAUGCCUGCAACGACGUCAAGUUUCAUCCAGCCACUGGGACGCUAGCCACGAUCGGCUCGAACGGGUAUAUCCACUUCUGGAAUUUAGUGAGCCAAAAAGGGACGAAGCAUUUUGAAAUGCAGCGCAACCGUGAUGGGUCUCCUGCUCCAGUAAACAGAUGCUGCUUUAGUAAUUGCGGACAAAACUUCGCUUUCUCGCUUUCUUAUGACUUUUCGGAGGGCCCAAGACAUGGCGACGUUGAACGCAAAAUAUAUUGGUACAGAGUCAAUCCUUCCGACGUGCAGUAAAUAGUGUUUAGAUUUUUA